Paracoccidioides brasiliensis Pb18 is the source of this 2718-nucleotide messenger RNA. RefSeq names its product DNA topoisomerase 1. Gene Ontology annotation, cellular component: chromosome; nucleolus. The record is from RefSeq and is a predicted model, not a curated record. The transcript is spliced from 7 exons. Gene Ontology annotation, molecular function: DNA binding; DNA topoisomerase type I (single strand cut, ATP-independent) activity. Bases 1 to 2718 code for a protein of 905 amino acids. Gene Ontology annotation, biological process: DNA replication; chromosome segregation; DNA topological change.
AUGAGCUCCUCGGAUGAAGAUGUGCCUCUUGUUGGCAAGAGGAAGUCCAACGGACACACUACAGCGACACAUGCGCUCUCAGAUGAGCUGAUUUCGAAGUCCACUGAUCCAUCCGUUAGCCACUCCCCGAAAGCAAAUGGAUACGUGCAGCCUGGCUUGUCCAUUCGCCAUGGAACCGUCGAACCUGACGACGUCGAAAUGCAAGAUGUCGACGUGAACGGAUCCAGUGCAAGCAAGAGAAAGACAAGAGCUGACGGAGUUCGGAAAUCAUAUGCUGAGCCGGAGAGCAGUGAGGAGGAUAAGCCAUUGAGCAAGCGACGUCGCACUUCAACGCAGCUCAAAGUAGAAGAUUCCAAUUCUGAUGAUGCCCCCAUCAUAUCCAAAUCUGCUAAAGGGAAAGCAGCAGCGAAAGCAGCCGCAGAAGAGCAGUCUGACUCGGAUGCUCCCAUAAGGAAAAGUCUAAUCGCAGAGAAAGCUAAGAUUGAAGAACGUGCUCGGAAGGAAGCAAAAGCGAUCCGCAAAAAGGAAAGCGCUGCGGCAGCAAAGGCAAAGACAAAGACAAAAACUCAAGCUACAAAAGGCAAAAAGACACUGGCAAACGGCAUUAAAAAGUCGGAAUCUAGUGAUGAAGACGUUCCCCUGUCCCGUAAAGCGCCCGCAAAGAAGUCUACGAAAGUUGCGGAGUCUACAGACGCAAAAAUAUCUAAAGCCAAGACAAAGAAGGAAUCUAGCGAAGAAGCCGACGCUGACGUGGAGGCGGAGGAGGGAGAGGAGGAAUAUCGUUGGUGGGAGGAUCCAACCAAAGGAGAUGGCACUAUCAAGUGGACAACUCUGGAACAUAACGGUGUCAUAUUUCCCCCUCCAUACGAGCCACUGCCUAAGCAUGUCAAGAUGAAGUACGAUGGCGUUCCAAUAACUCUAGCCCCAGAAGCUGAAGAAGUUGCCGGGUUCUUCGGUUCCAUGCUUAACUCCACCCACAACGUUGAGAACCCGACGUUCCAGAAAAAUUUCUUCAAUGACUUCACUGCCUACGUCAAGAAGUCUGGCGGUGCGAAGGACCCGAACGGAAACCCAGUGGCAAUAAAUUCAUUUGAUAAGUGUGAUUUCAAACCGAUCUUCGAGUUCUACGAAGCAGCUCGUUUAGAGAAAAAAGCACUGCCUGCCACAGAAAAGAAAAGACUUAAGGCCGAGAAGGACGAGCUUGAAGCUCCCUACAUGUAUUGUAUGUGGGAUGGUAGGAAGCAGAAAGUUGGAAAUUUCCGCGUCGAACCUCCUGCCCUAUUUCGCGGUCGUGGAGAACAUCCCAAAACUGGAAAAGUGAAGACUAGAGUUAUGCCGGAGCAAAUCACUAUCAACAUUGGAAAAGAGGCAAAAGUCCCAAUACCACCUGCAGGCCAUAAGUGGAAGGAAGUUAAGCACGAUCAAGAAGGCACUUGGCUAGCUAUGUGGCAGGAAAAUAUCAACGGCAACUACAAAUAUGUCAUGCUUGCGGCAAAUUCCGAUAUCAAAGGCCAGAGUGAUUACAAGAAGUUCGAAAAGGCCAGGGAACUCAAAAAACACAUUGAUCGGAUCCGUAGUGACUACAAGAAGGGCCUAAAACAAGAGCUUAUGGCGGAACGCCAGAAAGCUACGGCUGUCUACCUUAUCGAUCAGUUCGCUCUUCGUGCCGGAAAUGAGAAAGGAGAAGACGAGGCUGAUACCGUUGGCUGUUGCUCUCUGAAAUAUGAGCAUGUCACCUUGAAACCUCCAAAUACAGUUAUUUUCGACUUUUUGGGCAAGGAUAGUAUCCGAUACUAUGAUGAAGUAGAAGUUGACCCUCAGGUUUUCAAAAACCUCAAAAUUUUUAAGAAGCCGCCAAAGAAAGAAGGGGAUGAAAUAUUCGACCGCUUAACGACUUCCGCGCUCAAUAAGCAUCUUUCCAACUAUAUGCCGGGUCUUACCGCGAAGGUUUUCCGUACAUACAACGCGUCUUACACAAUGGCUACACUUCUUAAAGGAAUGAAGUCAACUGGCACAAUCGCAGAGAAGAUUAAAGAUUACAACGAUGCGAAUAGACAAGUUGCCAUUCUUUGUAACCAUAAGCGUACCGUUACCGCCAGCCAUUCAACUCAAAUGGAAAAGCUUGGUGAUAGGAUCAAAGGUUUGAAGUAUCAACAAUGGCGCCUUAAGCAGAUGAUGUUAGACCUCGACCCGAAGCUAAAGAAGAAGAAGGGCGCUGCCUACUUUGAACUCGACGAAAGUUUAGAUCAAGAAUGGAUCAAAGAGCAUCAAGCUUUCCUCGUCGAAGAGCAACGGCAAAAGAUCAAAAAGAAGUUCGAGAAAGACAAUGAGAAGCGCGUUGCUGAAGGCGAGAAAGAAAUGAAAGCAAAGGAGCUCGAGGAACGCCUUGAAGCCGCGAAUGAGUUAGAGGCCAAGUUCAAGAAGGAAAACAAGUCUAAGAAGGUUGUACCGGAGGGAAAGGGAGUCACCGUCGAGAAGCUGGAGAACCAGCUCCUGAAGCUUGGACAGCGUAUCGAAAAUAUGUCCCUUCAGGCUGAGGACAAGGAAAACAACAAAGAAGUAGCCUUGGGUACUUCUAAAAUUAAUUAUAUCGACCCUCGUCUCACCGUGGUAUUUUCGAGGAAAUUCAAUGUCCCUAUGGAAAAGUUCUUCUCGAAGACCUUGCGUGAAAAGUUUGAUUGGGCGAUUAAGUCCGUGGACGAAAAUUGGGAAUUUUAA